This is a messenger RNA of Fusarium oxysporum Fo47, 1275 nucleotides long. Its product is annotated as NAD(P)/FAD-dependent oxidoreductase. Gene Ontology annotation, molecular function: NAD(P)H dehydrogenase (quinone) activity. Gene Ontology annotation, biological process: aerobic electron transport chain. The transcript has a single exon. Lineage: Eukaryota; Fungi; Ascomycota; Sordariomycetes; Hypocreales; Nectriaceae. The record is from RefSeq and is a predicted model, not a curated record. The coding region runs from base 1 to 1275 and encodes 424 amino acids.
AUGCGAAGCAAAAUUGUCAUCAUAGGGGCUGGUUUUGCCGGAGUGUGGAGCGCCUUCGCAGCCCAACGUCUCAUCAACCUCAAUAACAAAGAGAAAGACAUUGAGGUUCUCGUCAUCGCCCCCGACCAAUCGCUGACCCAUCGCCCACGUCUGUAUGAGCCCAGUCCAUCAAUGAUGAAACAACCCCUUGAGCCGCUUUUUACAUGUGCUGGUAUCGGGUUCUUUCAAGGCACCGUCGAGAAAAUUGACACGGACUCGCAGACGGUCUAUGUCAAGUCUCCAUCUGGCGACGAAUCGGAUGUAGGUUACGACCGGCUUAUACUUGCAGCCGGAAGCGCAGUUGCACGACCCAAGAGUGUUACUGGUCUCGAAGAAUAUGCCUUUGACAUUGAUUCAAUCGCAGCUGCCACCAAGCUUGAAUCUCACAUCAAUAGUCUGGAGUCCCUUCCCGUCAGCAAAGCCCGCAACACCGUGAUUGUGUGCGGAGGCGGCUUCACAGGCAUUGAAAUCGCCGCCGAGCUACCUAAUAUGCUGAAGCACAUUGAGAACCCUCACAUUGUUCUCGUUGAAAGUGCUCCAGAGGUCGGUCCCGAGCUUGGAAAAGGUCCUCGUCCUACGAUCCUGAAAGCUCUGGAAAGUCUCGGUGUUGAACUCAAGCUCAGUGCUUCAGUAACUUCAGUUGACUCCGGUGGAGUCAACCUUUCGUCUGGAGAGCGGAUUGAAGCAAUGACUGUCAUCUGGACCGCUGGUGUGCGAGCAACAUCCCUGACUCAGCAAAUUCCUGGGAAGAAGGACGCGCUCUGCAGACUUUACGUCGACCAAGAUCUACGUGUUCCUGGUUGUCCUCACGUCUUUGCCUCCGGUGACGCCGCCCACGCCGCAACUGAUACAAAAGGCAAUGUUACCAUGCCAUCAUGCCAACACGCCGUCGUCCUCGGCCGUUUCUCAGGACACAACGCAGCAGCAGACCUCCUCGGCGAACCAACUCUUCCGUAUUCUCAGCCUGGAUACGGUACAUGUCUCGACCUUGGGCCAUGGGGCGCGAUGCUGGCUAAUGGCUGGGACAGGGAAGUCACGGUCACCGGGCAUCUCGCGAAGCAGGUGAAAAGAUAUGUCAACCAGAAAGUGAUUAUACUUCCGGAAACUGCUACGGAGGCGCUUGAUGCUGCAGAUCCUGCUUCCUACGACUCUGAAAAUCGCCUCAAGCGUGUACUCGGUGUUUUGGGAUGGACGUUGCGCAACUGGGUUAGUAAUAACAGUACGAAACUUGGCUAG